This is a messenger RNA of Cyprinus carpio (common carp), 1113 nucleotides long. RefSeq names its product pre-mRNA-processing factor 17-like. NCBI's taxonomy places the organism in Eukaryota, Metazoa, Chordata, Actinopteri, Cypriniformes, Cyprinidae. Bases 16 to 1113 code for a protein of 365 amino acids. The record is from RefSeq and is a predicted model, not a curated record. The transcript is spliced from 12 exons.
CUAAAGUUUGUCUUGAUGAACGUUUAUAUCAGCGCUCUCAUCUCGUUCCAGUUCGGACCAACAAACCCGUUCAGAUCGAAGCAGAUGUCCGCGCCGAGAAACAUGCUGUCCGGUUACGCCGAGCCUGCUCACGUCAACGACUUCAUGUUUGAGCAGCAGAGAAGAACGUUCUCCACCUUCGGUUACGCUCUGGACCCGUCUGUGGACACCAGUGCGGUCUCGUCCAGCAGCUACAUUGGAGCCGUGGAGGAAGCAGAGAAAAACAAAGGGCUGAUGGCGUUUGAGACGGGAGCGAAGAAGACCGAGAAGAGGAAGAAGGUGAAAGGAGGAGAUGCAUCAGACAUCGACAGCUUCCUCGGCCCCUAUGACAAAAAACCAGGACAAACACACACAGGUAAAAACCGACAGGAUGAACAGAAGGAGCUAGAUGAGAUCCUAGCCAAGAGACAGAAGAGAGGCAAGAAUGAAGAAGAGGCUCCAGCGGAGGAGAAGACCGUCCUGCACGUCAAAGACGCGUACGAUUACCAGGGCCGCUCGUAUCUGCACGUUCCUCAGGACGUGGGCAUCAACCUGCGCUCAGCGGAGGUCCCGGACAAAUGCUACCUGCCCAAGAAACAGCUGCACGUCUGGACCGGACACACCAAGGGGGUCAGCGCCAUCCGUCUGUUCCCGGUGUCCGGUCAUCUCCUGCUCUCCUGCUCCAUGGACUGUAAGAUCAAGCUGUGGGAGGUUUAUAAUGACAGAAGAUGUGUGCGGACCUUUAUCGGUCACAGUAAAGCCGUGCGUGACGUUUCCUUCAACAACUCCGGCACACAGUUCCUGAGCGCCGCCUACGACAGAUAUCUCAAAAAAUAUUCUACUCAGACACUGCACGCCCGCUUCACCAACAAGAAGGUUCCCUACUGCGUCAAGUUCAACCCAGACGAGGACAAACAACAGCUGUUUGUUGCCGGGAUGUCCGACAAGAAGAUCGUCCAGGUGUGGGAAGGAGGAAAGUGGCUGGCGUGUCAGUCCAUGGAUAAUCAGAUCCUGAUCUUCGGAGCGCAGAACAGAUUCCGGCUCAACAAGAAGAAGAUCUUCAAGGGUCACAUGGUGGCGGGAUUGGGAUCAUGA